UAUAAAUCAUUGUGGUACCAGCAAAGCUAGAGCGAGCACGUAAAAGUGGAGAGCAAGCAUUGACUAACUGAGUAUACAAACAACGCAUACCUUCAACAUUGUUAUCAAACACAAAUCAUCUCGCUAUGGCCAUGCGUCGUCUGCAUUUGCUGAAAUUUGCCUCCUCUAGCGCUUUAGCCAACCCAAGUACAUCUACACGCACAUUCGCCAACAGUGCCGGUCAACAAUUCACCACGCUAAAUGUCGACGACAAAACCGGGAUCGCCACUCUCACACUCAACCGGCCGCCAGCCAAUGCGCUCAACGCUGCUUCCAUGAGCGAAAUACAGCGCACCAUUCAAGAUUUGGAGAAAUCCAAAUGUCGCGGCCUCAUACUCACCUCGGCAUCAGAUCGCAUCUUUAGCGCUGGGCUCGAUCUGAAGGAAUGCUAUCAGGCAGACACAGCGAGUUUGAAGGUCAUAUUUUGUGCGCUACAGAAUUUAUGGCAUACACUUUUCGCCACACCCCUCACCACUGUGGCGCUAAUAAAUGGCCACGCCAUGGCGGGUGGUUGCUUGCUGGCCGCCAGCAGUGAGUAUCGCAUUAUGUUGCCUAACUUCAAGAUCGGUUUGAAUGACACAAUGGCGGGACUUGGUGUGCCCAUGUUCGUUAUGGAUUCCUACACGAAUGCGGUAUCUAGCAGGCGCAUUGCUGAACGUGACCUCACCGCUAGUCGCGUAUAUAGCAGUGAAGAGGCGCUGCAGGCGGGCCUGGUGGAUGAAGUGGCCACAAGCAAAGAGCAGGCGCUUGAGACGGCAGUGGCUCUUAUUAAUAGCUUUGAACAGCGCACUCUAACAGCGCGCGCUAAAACAAAGCUUCUAUUUCGUGCAGAAAUUUUGAAGAAUUUUGAAAAAAAUAGUCAACAUGAUUUGGACAUAUUUCUGAGCACCAUACAGAGGCCUGAAGUGCAAGCAUAUUUGGGUAAAUAUUUGCAAAGUUUGAAGAAUAGGCAGUCGAAGCAGGCAAAGGCGUAGAGCAGGAGGCGUUCAUGAUGCGAUUGUUUGUGAAUCGAUACGACAAACAAAAAGUGUUCCUUAUACUGAAUGAAUAAAAUUUUUAUUUAAAAUAAAUUUUAAUUUUUGAAUCCAAAUGGCUUCGUCCAGUUUAUCAACAUUAAGAAAUAAA
Molecule: messenger RNA, 1164 nt
Organism: Rhagoletis pomonella (apple maggot)
Lineage: Eukaryota; Metazoa; Arthropoda; Insecta; Diptera; Tephritidae
Product: enoyl-CoA delta isomerase 1, mitochondrial-like
Exons: 2
Coding region: 126-1013 (295 amino acids)
Biological process (GO): fatty acid beta-oxidation
Cellular component (GO): mitochondrion
Molecular function (GO): enoyl-CoA hydratase activity
Source: RefSeq, a predicted model, not a curated record